CCCGUUUCUGCCCCAAAGCCAUCUUUCUGCUUUUUGGUUUUGUUCUGAGAUACCCCGUUGCUUCUACACACAUACAUCCUUCACAAUGGCACCAGGCGCAAUCUUCGAGACGCCCAAUGUGGCUGAGGACUUCAACAACCACCGCGAUGGCCUUGCCCUUGAGGCGACGUCCGACGCCAUUGAUGACGUAAACGUCCUCAAGGCCGCGCUCAAGGCAAAGAACAGCAGCACUGCGACAGAGGAGGAAAAGGACAUCUACGAGCAGUCACAAUUCGACGCCGACAAGGACAAGACACAGUUCCGUCAGUACGAGGAGGCCUGUGACCGCGUCAAGAACUUCUACCGCGAGCAGCACGAGAAGCAGACGGUGGCCUACAACCUCAAGGCCCGCAACUCGUUCCACAGCAAGACGCGUGCCGAGAUGACCGUCUGGGAAGCCAUGGAGAAACUCAACACACUGAUUGACGAGUCGGACCCCGACACCUCGCUCUCGCAGAUCGAGCACCUUCUCCAGUCGGCCGAGGCCAUCCGCCGCGACGGCAAGCCGCGCUGGUUCCAGCUCGUGGGUCUGAUCCACGACCUCGGCAAGCUGCUCUUCUUCUACGAGGCCCAGGGCCAGUGGGACGUAGUGGGCGACACGUUCCCCGUAGGCUGCGCCUUCUCAGACCGCAUCAUCUACCCCGACACAUUCAAGAACAACCCAGACUACAACGACGCCAUCUACAGCACCGAGCACGGCAUCUACACGCCCGGCUGCGGCAUGGACAACGUCAUGCUGUCGUGGGGCCACGACGAAUACCUCUACCACAUCAUGAAGGACCAGUCGACCCUCCCCGACGAGGGCCUCGCCAUGAUCCGCUACCACUCCUUCUACCCCUGGCACUCCCAGGGCGCCUACAAGUGGAUGAUGAACGAAAAGGACCACCGCAUGCUCGACGCCGUCAAGGCUUUCAACCCGUACGACCUCUACAGCAAGAGCGACGAGGUCCCCAAGGUCGAGGACCUAAAGGACUACUACCUCGACAUCAUCGACGAGUUCAUCGGCAAGGACAAGAAGAUCAAGUGGUAAAAAAAAAGAGAGACAUUGUAAUGAACGUGGGUGCGCGUGCGGCUGUGCCCGGCUACACCCGCUUUCCUUCCCGUGACGAAUUUCC
Messenger RNA from Exserohilum turcica Et28A, 1154 nucleotides. RefSeq lists its product as uncharacterized. The record is from RefSeq and is a predicted model, not a curated record. Gene Ontology annotation, molecular function: inositol oxygenase activity; iron ion binding. Gene Ontology annotation, biological process: inositol catabolic process. NCBI's taxonomy places the organism in Eukaryota, Fungi, Ascomycota, Dothideomycetes, Pleosporales, Pleosporaceae. The transcript has a single exon. Gene Ontology annotation, cellular component: cytoplasm. The coding region runs from base 86 to 1069 and encodes 327 amino acids.